Molecule: messenger RNA, 918 nt
Organism: Haliotis rubra (blacklip abalone)
Lineage: Eukaryota; Metazoa; Mollusca; Gastropoda; Lepetellida; Haliotidae
Exons: 4
Coding region: 13-669 (218 amino acids)
Source: RefSeq, a predicted model, not a curated record
CUAGCCUGCUAUAUGUACACUUCCAUCUUUGUGAAGACGCUUCAAUCGGUAGCUAUGGCAACACCUCCAGUAGCAUAUGUCCAACCUACAGUUCUGACUGACAACAAUGAGAUGACGCUGUCACCCAAGUUAGCGGAGGACCGAGAGUCAAACCCAAUCAGCUGGACAACCCCUCACACAGCAAACAGAAGACACCUAAAAAUAUUACUGUGUGUGUCAUUGGCCGUUGUGGUAUUAAUAGUUGGUGUGGUAUCAGUCCUGAUGUGCUGCCAUUGUGGGCGUUGUGUGAGUGUUAAAGACGCCGUGCCAAACGACUUGCAGUCACAAGGUUCAAAAAUGCUUGGGAAGAUGGCAGCAGUGAAGCUCCCACCAAAAGGUUUUCUGAGGCAACACCGACAAGUGGUGUCAGCGCACCUUGGAAUCGAUUUAAGGCAAACAGAAAUGCUGAAAGACGCAGUUAUGGUAUGGAAGACAAGCGACAGUGUGUACUACAAGCAGGGGCGACUGGACAUUCUUCCUAACGGAACCAUCCGAGUGGGUGAUACGGGUACCUACCAGGUCACUGCCCACAUCUGCUUGGAUGGCUACAGGAUGAAUACAACACUGGCCAAAUACAACCUGCACUUCGACAUCCUCAGCGACCCCCCACAACAUCUACUACCAGACUAGGUUGACGCUGUUCCGCAGAACAUAUUCGUCGGUAACUAUGCAUGUGAACCUGAGACUGAGGCAAAACGACGGCUUCUUUGUCCUGGCUACGUGGAACUAUCUCUACAGAUCGGACAGGUGCUCUACCUUAGACAUCAGCAUGGUCAGCUAACGACGACAGUGGAUAUUUAUUCCAUGUUUAGAUUGACUGACUGAGUUUGGUUUUACGCCACUUUUAGCAAUAUUCCAGCAACAUCACGGCGGGGGACA